Molecule: messenger RNA, 3032 nt
Organism: Rhopilema esculentum
Lineage: Eukaryota; Metazoa; Cnidaria; Scyphozoa; Rhizostomeae; Rhizostomatidae
Source: RefSeq, a predicted model, not a curated record
AUCCUUAUCAUUGCUCUGGUGAAUUUGUUGCUCUUACUCUUGAUCCAAAUCCCAUAAGUAGAAAGGAUAUGCAAAGUUUGAACAAGGAUUUACAUAAGCUUUGGGACUUGGAAACUUUAGGUAUUCGUGUUGAUGAAGAUGUUCAUCAAAAGGUUAUUGAUGAUGUAUCAUUUAAUGGUCAACGGUACUCAGUAGGUUUGCCCUGGAAGGCAGAGCAUGGACCUAUACCAUUGAAUUAUAAUAGUGCAUUAAUAAGGUUGAAAAACCAGUUAAGAAAACUACACCAGACACCUGAUAUUUUAAUGCAGUAUGAUGCCGUAAUUAAAGAGCAAUUAGAAUCAGGUAUUAUUUCAGAAGUAACUAAGGAUGAUGUUGCUACUAAGGUAUCCUAUUUGCCUCAUCAACCUGUUAUACGUGAAGAGGCAGAGACCACUAAGGUCAGGGUUGUUUAUGAUGCUUCGUGUAAAGACAGGUCAACUAAAACCUCUUUGAACGAUUGCCUACAUGUAGGCCCAGCUUUAAAUCCUCUUAUGUUUGACAUUCUGAUAAGAUUUCGUGAGCAUCCUGUAGUUUUGGUAGGUGACAUUGAAAAAGCAUUUUUAAAUAUUGAAGUGCACAGAAGAGAUCGUGAUUGCCUGCGUUUUCUUUGGGUAAAGGAUGUAAAUGUAGAUAACCCAGAGAUUGUAACAUACCGAUUCAACAGGGUUGUGUUUGGAGUAAAUUCAUCUCCUUUUUUGCUUAAUGCUGUUAUCAGAAACCAUCUUGAUAAGUAUAAGGAAGAAGAUCCACAAUUUGUUGAUUGUUUAACCAAAUCAUUCUUCGUAGAUGACUUAGUGACAUCUUGUAAGGAUCCUAAUGAGGCUUUUUCUUUGUAUGAGAAGGCUAAACUGCGUAUGAGCAAUGGCGGAUUUAAACUUAGGAAAUGGAAGACAAAUGACGAAACGUUAUCUAAGAAAGUACUAGAAAGUGAGAAUGAGGGCCAAUCAAGUAAAUCUAGUGUGGGGAUUCACCAGGAGAAAGCAGAUUCCAUUUCUAUUCAGGAAACUAAGAAGAAAGUACUAGGUUUAGCAUGGGAUAGCAAGGAAGAUUUGUUAGAAUUCAAUUUCAGUAAGAUAGGGGAAGAUAAUGAUAAGAUUGUCCCAACAAAGCGAGGUAUUCUGAGUACUUUAGCUACUUUGUUUGAUCCUUUAGGCCUGUUAAGCCCAGUAGCUGUAGUAGCCAAGAUCCUAUUUCAAGAUUUAUGUUUGAUGAAUUUAGGAUGGGAUGACUCAUUACCUCAAGAAAAAUUAAGUAGGUGGGAAGAGUGGAUACAGUCCUUGAGAAAGUUUAAGAUAGUGACAGCCCCUAGAUGUUUACAGAGUGGUGUGGAAGGAGAGAUUAUUAAAACUAGUUUACACGGAUUUGGUGAUGCCAGUGGGAAAGCAUAUUGUGCAGCCAUAUACAUUGUUGUCGAAACUUCUAGGGGUGUUUUUAGCAGGUUGAUAUGUUCCAAGACUAGGGUUGCACCUCUAAAGGGUUUGUCUAUCCCUAGAUUAGAGCUCAUGGCAGCAAAAAUCUUAACAACACUUAUGGAUUCGGUUAUUAAUGCGCUAAGUUUACAAACUAAGAUAGAUGAAAUAAGAUACUGGACUGACAGUAUGACAGUUCUCUAUUGGAUCCAGAAUAAGGGUGAGUGGAAGACAUUUGUCCAGCACAGGGUUGACGAGAUCCUUAAGUUAACUAGAAAAGAUCAAUGGAGCCAUGUGGUAGGAUUAGAGAACCCUGCAGAUAUAGGUUCAAGGGGUGUUUCUAUUAGCAAUUUAAAUCAAAGCAGACUUUGGUGGGAAGGACCCUUAUGGUUAUCUGAAAGUAAAGGAAGUGUGCCAAGUAAUGUACUUGUUGAGGAGCCUAUUGAAGCAAAAGAGGAACGAAAGAAAGAAGUAGUUGUAAUGACAGUAGUGGAAGAGCCAAUCGGAAUUGAAGAAGUAAUUGAAAUAAACAAGUAUAGUAAACUAGGUAAGCUCUUAAGAGUAACAGCUUAUGUUCAAAGGUUCAUCAGCAACUUGAAAAAUAGAUUGGCUAAGAAGGAAGUAAAUGUUGGAAGGUUAGAGGUAGAUGAUAUAGAGAAAGCUGAGAUGGAGUGGAUUAAAAGUGCCCAAAAGACCUUACAAAGCAAUUCUGACUAUCAGAAAUAUAAAAAUCAACUGGGUAUAGUAGAUGAGGGUGGUAUUCUUGUUUGUAAGGGUAGGAUGGAGUUUUCACAGUUGGAGAUAAGCACUAAAAAUCCCAUUAUUUUGCCAAAAUGUUGUAGGUUUACGGAACUUAUAAUUCUAGACUGUCAUGAGAAAGUACACCAUUGUCAGGUAAAUGCCACUUUAGCUGAAUUGAGAACACGAUUUUGGGUGACAAAAGGGAGGCAGUUCGUAAAAAAGUUAUUGUCAAAAUGUUUUGUGUGCAAGAAAUUGGAAGGUAAAGCUUAUAAUCCACCAAAUGUUGCACCAUUGCCAGAUUUUAGAGUGAAUGAAGCGCCACCGUUUAGCAAAAUAGGUGUAGAUUUUGCUGGUCCUUUGUAUUGUAAGGGUGCAAGGAACAGCACAGCCAAAUUUUAUAUUGUAUUAUUUACUUGUUGUAUAACAAGGGGUAUACACCUUGAACUAGCUUGUGAUCUGAGUGCCAUAACAUUUCUUAAUGCUUUUAAACGCUUUGCUUCUAGACGAGGCACGCCUUCAUUAAUUGUGUCAGACAAUGCCAAAACAUUUAAAAUGACAGCAAAACUGUUGAGCAAAUUUUUUAAUGAAACUGAAGUUGCAGGUUAUAUGGAGAAUCAUAGAAUUAAAUGGAUGUUCAACCUGCCAAGAUGUCCAUGGGCAGGUGGUAUCUUUGAGCGUAUGGUAAGAAGUGUGAAAAGGUGUUUGCGUAAGGUGUUAGGCAAUGCUAGAUUGACACAAGAUGAACUACACACAGUUCUAACUGAAAUAGAAUGUACACUUAAUUCAAGGCCAUUGACAUAUCAGUAUGAAAUUGGUGAAGUACUGACACCAUCACAUUUGAUU